Molecule: messenger RNA, 2448 nt
Organism: Thamnophis elegans (Western terrestrial garter snake)
Lineage: Eukaryota; Metazoa; Chordata; Lepidosauria; Squamata; Natricidae
Product: zinc finger protein 420-like
Exons: 1
Coding region: 110-1345 (411 amino acids)
Biological process (GO): regulation of cytokine production; regulation of immune system process; negative regulation of transcription by RNA polymerase II
Source: RefSeq, a predicted model, not a curated record
CACAGGAAAAAAACCUCAUAAAUGUCUGGAAUGUGGAAAGAGCUUCAAAAAAAAAGAGGUUUUUAAAAGGCAUCUAAAUAUCCACUCAGGAGAAAAGAAAUAUGAAUGCAUGGUUUGUGAAAAAUCUUUCAAAACAAAUGGCAAUCUCCAAAGGCAUGUAAGGAUUCAUUCAGGAGAAAGAAAAUAUGAAUGCCCAGAAUGUGAAAAAUGUUUCAAAACAAAUGACUAUCUUAAAAGGCAUCUAAUGGUCCACUCAGGAGAAAAACCUCACAAAUGCCUGGAGUGUGGAAAGAGCUUCAGUGAGAGAAGCAGCCUUUAUAUACAUCAAAGAGUCCAUUUACAAGAAGAAUACAAAUGCGGGGAAUGUGAAAAAUCCUUUAAAACAGUUAAUAUCCUUGAAAAACAUCAAAGAAUCCACAAGCCAAAUAUAUGCCUGGAGUGUGGAAAGAGCUUCACUACAAGGGGAAGUCUAGAUAGCCAUCAAAGAAUCCACACAGGAGAAAAACCCUACAAAUGCUUAGAGUGUGGAAAGAGCUUCCCUAGUGCUUCAAACCUCGUUCGACAUCAAAAAAUCCACACAGGAGAAAAACCACAUAAAUGCCUUGAAUGUGGAAAGUGUUUCAGUAUGAGAGGAAGUCUGUAUAGACAUCAAAGGAUUCACACAGGAGAAAAACCACAUAAAUGUCUACAGUGUGGAAAGAGCUUCAGUCACAAGGGAAAUCUUGAUACCCAUCAAAGAAUCCACACAGGAGAAAAACCUUAUAAGUGCCUGGAGUGUGGAAAGAGCUUCCGUUGUAGCAGCAACCUUUAUAAACAUGAAAAACUCCAUUUACAAAACCCAUACCAAUGUGUGGAAUGCAAAAAAUACUUCAAAACAAUUCAAUUCUUUGAAAAACAUCAAAGAAUCCACACAGGAGAAAAACCUCAUAAAUGCCUGGAAUGUGGAAAGAGCUUCAGUCAAAGGGUAAGCCUUGAGGACCAUCAAAGAAUCCACACAGGUGAAAAACCCUACAAAUGUGUGGAGUGUGGAAUGAACUUCAGUAAGAGGAGCAGCCUUUAUAACCAUCAAAAGAUCCACACAGGAGAAAAACCUCAUAAAUGCCUGGAGUGUGGAAAGAGCUUCAGUCAGAGGAGCAACCUUUAUACACAUCAAAGGAUCCACACAGGAGAAAAACCUCAUAAAUGUCUGGAGUGUGGAAAGAGCUUCAGUCGGAGAGGACAACUUUACCUGCAUCAAAGAAUCCACACAGAAGAAAAAAGAUAUCAAUGUAAAGAGUGUGGAAAAAGCUACCGUUGGAGAGUAAACCUUGAUAGACAUCAAAGAAUCCACUUACAAAAACCAUAACAAUGUUUGGACUGUGGAAAGAACUUCAGUCAGAGAUGAAAACUUUCCCAGCAUCAAAUAAUCCAUUAAUGAGAAAAACCACAUAAAUUCCUGGACUGUGGCAAGUGUUUCACUUCGUUCACAUCAAACAAUCCAUUCAGAGAAAAACUAUAUAAAUGUCUUGAGUGUACAAAAAGCUAUAUUGAGAAUAGAGGCCUUCAUUGACACCAAAGAAAUCAAGUGGGAGAAAAAUGAUAAACAUGCCUAAGUGUGAGAAGUCACAGUGUGUUUCUCAGAAAUAGAAUUGAAUUGCGUAUUUAAUAGUGUGAAUAGACAUGCUAGGAAUUUAUCUCGAAUGUACAACCUCUCUGUACCUACAAAGCAACAGAAUGAUAUUCAUGACAUAAUUAUAAUAAUUCCAAUAUGAGGGUUGAGUAAAGAAGAUAAGGGUAAAUAAUAGGUGCCAAAUCUCAGGCUGAAUAAUAAAGGACUUUUUCAAUUGUACAUGCUAAAUGUUUCAACUAGCUGAAAUUGUACCUUUUCCAAGAGAGUCACGUGACUCAUGAUCCCAUGUGAAUGUUCUCUCUUUAAUCCAAUGCUGCUUUCAAUUUUUAUGCUUAAUGUUAAUAUAUUAUUAACAUAUUAAUAUUAUGUUUCUGUCCAUGUCUCUGAUAUAACUGAGCAGGAUGAUUUCUUCCAGGAUGGUUGAUUUUAAUCAUGAAAAAAAUCACUAUUAAAAAGGCUUGAUUUAAAUCAACUCGAUUUAAAUCAUAAUUUUUAAAGAGCAACUGUUAUGUCUGUCGUGCAGAGGCUCCUCCUCUGAUCCGCUGUUGACUCAUUGACAGUCUCAUUCCUUUUAAUGGGAUGGCUGGUGAUGAGGCAGGGACACAACAAGGUGAGGGACAUGGUGGGUACCACUAACAGGGGCUGCCAUGAUGGAUCUGAAAUGGCAGGUGCUUUUUAAUAUUUUAUUUAUAAGCUGCUUAGAAGGUUUCACUUCCAUUUUUACUGCUUGCCAUUCCCCCUCACACUUGGAGCCUGGUGGUACAAAUGUAUUUAUCUCCAAACAAUUACACAGUUUGUGGUCUAGAUAGAUUUGCAAAACAAGGAAUAUUCCUGCACUU